UGCCACUAGCAUUUUAUUUCCAGCAUCUAUCUAAUCGUCCAUCCUUCCCUUCCAUCCUACCGCAUGUUUGUUUUGACUAGUAGCUGGAUUUGUAUUUUCCCUGUCCUCUUUUUCCACACCACGCCACCUCCCUCCGGCUUUCUGCAUCUUGAUUCAUACUUGUGCCAUUGCUCCUAGUAUCGGCGGGUUCCAGAAUACCAAAAUCUAAAAGCUCUACUGCUCUGCGACCGACCAGAGAUUGCAAUUUUGCAAGAGCGAGGCAGGUUUCCACGCUUUUCCCCUGCUUCCUGCUUGGCGCAUUUCAUCGAACAGAUUAGGAGGCUUCACCAUGUAGUUUUCGCUUUUGCUCGGCUGUCCAUGUCACUUGCUUGCUGCCUUCCUGUCCUCGAGUGCGUCUACUGCCUCGCCUGCGCUCGCUGGGCCUGGAAGCGCCUCCUCCACAGCGCCGGCCACGACAGUGAGACCUGGGGCCUGGCGUCGCCCGUAGAGUUUGAGCCCGUGCCUCGGCUCUGCCGCUACAUUCUCGCAGUCUAUGAGGACGAUCUCGACCAUCCUCAAUGGGCACCACCGGGAGGCUACGGCAUCGAUACCCACUGGGUCGUCCUCCGCAAGACCUACCAGAACACCCAUGGCAACGCACCGCCGUAUCUGAUCUACGUUGAUCAUAGAAAUUCUGACAUCGUCUUGGCAAUAAGAGGCUUCAAUUUUGCUCAAGAGGGCGAUUACACCGUUCUGUUGGAUAAUAGUCUUGGAAAGAGGAAAUUUUCUGGUGGUUACGUUCACAAUGGUCUUCUGCGAGCUGCUAUUUGGGUCUUUGAUGAGGAGUGCAAAGUUUUGAAGGACCUGUUGGAGGUGAAUCCCGAGUACACUCUUACAUUUGCCGGCCAUUCUUUGGGAUCUGGUGUCGCUGCGCUGUUAGCAAUGGUGGCUGUUCAUAGUCUUGACAAAUUGGGGAAUGUGGAGAGGAAUAGGAUUAGGUGUUUUGCUAUUGCCCCUGCAAGAUGCGUCUCACUUAAUUUGGCUGUUAGAUAUGCAGAUGUCAUCAAUUCAGUUGUUCUGCAGGAUGAUUUCUUGCCUCGGACAGCAACACCUCUGGAAGAUAUAUUCAAGUCACUUUUCUGUUUACCAUGCUUGUUAUGUCUAAGAUGCAUGGCGGAUACAUGCAUACCAGAGGAUGCUAUGGUAAGAGAUCCCCGGAGACUCUAUGCACCAGGAAGGCUCUAUCAUAUUAUUGAGAGGAAGCCAUUCAGGUGUGGAAGAUUUCCACCUGUUGUUAGAACAGCUGUGCCGGUAGAUGGACGAUUUGAACAUAUUGUUCUUUCGUGCAAUGCUACAUCAGAUCAUGCCAUUAUUUGGAUAGAAAGAGAAUCCCAACAUGCCUUGAAUUUAAUGAUGGAGAGUGAAAUGCUAAUGGAGAUUCCUCCAAUGCCAAGGAUGGAGAGGCAAAAGACGCUCACCAAGGAGCACAACAAAGAGCACAAAGCUGCACUUCAGCGUGCCAUUCUAAUGUCUGUGCCAGAUGCAUAUUCAGCAUCAGAAUAUGGCACGUUUGAUGAUAAUAAUCCAAUUAUGGAUGCCGAGGUUAUUCCAUCAUCGUCUACCAACAAUAUACACAAUUCAAAAUGGACUGAGUGGAUUAAAAGGGUUUUUGAGAAAAAUGACUCGGGAGAGAUGGUGCUGCGAAGAACAACGUCAACAAGCUCGUAAAUGUUGCUAAACGCAUUCUUGAUUAUGUAUGCCUAUGCAUGACUGAUACCUACAGUCUGUGCAAGAGCUGUCGAUGGCAUUGCCUUUGCUAUUAUGUAAAUAUGAGCUAGAUAGUGUAAAAUGGGCAAACAUGUAUUUUGGCUAAAUUAGUACUCUGGCAUUGGUGGGUUUUAUAUUUGGUUGGUUUAGUAUUAAAAUAAUGAUAUGGACGAUCUAGACUUUUUGCA
Molecule: messenger RNA, 1934 nt
Organism: Zingiber officinale
Lineage: Eukaryota; Viridiplantae; Streptophyta; Magnoliopsida; Zingiberales; Zingiberaceae
Exons: 6
Coding region: 358-1707 (449 amino acids)
Biological process (GO): lipid catabolic process
Source: RefSeq, a predicted model, not a curated record